AUGAAACUCUUUACUCUCAUAGUUGCAGGCAACCUCGCCUUGACUGCAAAUGCAUUCUGGCGCAUGGAGUGCCGCGCUAGGUCUGGUUUGGCCCGUAUCGACCCUCUUAUCUCACCGGGCGAAGUUGCACAGCACCUUCAUUCGAUUCAUGGCAGUGGAGGCUUUGGUGACAAUGCCACUUACGACGAUCUCAUGGCCUCGGACUGCACUUCUUGCGCUGUUACUCAGGACAAGUCCGCUUAUUGGCAUCCGUCCCUGUUCUUUGAGGAUACCACGACCGGAAAGUUUGAGAUUGUCGAGCAGCAAGGUGGCAUGCUUGCUUAUUAUCUCCUCUUUCCCAACCAGGGAGAGAAACUUAUUGCCUUCCCCAAGGGUUUUCGCAUGAUUGCGGGCGACAGCUUGCGCCGCAACUACUCGGACGCCCUUGGUGAUGUGAGCAAGCCUGAUCCUGAAAAGUCAGUCUGGGCCAAGCUGGGACAGACCUCUCAGCCCGACCUUCAGCAGCGUGCUAUAGGAUUCAACUGCCUGAAUUACGCCAAGGCCCCUGAAGGCUCGCUCUACCGCCAUGUUCUUCCUGACAAGGCGUACCUUGAUGCGAACUGCGCUGAUGGCAUACGCUUCGAGAUGAUGUUUCCGUCGUGUUGGAACGGUGUAGAUACAGACUCUCCUGAUCACCGCUCCCACGUUGCCUACCCGGACUUGGUCAUGACGGGCACGUGCCCCUCGACCCACCCUAAACGUCUCAUCAGUCUCUUCUACGAGAUUAUCUGGAACACGGCUGCCUUCAAGGGCCGCACUGGCAGGUUCGUCAUCUCCAAUGGAGAUAUUCAGGGAUUUGGCUACCACGCUGAUUUUAUGACUGGUUGGGAUGUCGACUUCCUGCAGAAAGCUGCCGAUACCUGCACAAACCCUUCUGGCAGAAUCCAGGAUUGUCCGCUCUUCACCAUUCAGGACGACGCAAAAGCCGGGCAAUGCAAGAUCAAGCUUCCAGAUAUGAUGGCUAAGGAGAAUGUUACUGGCCCCGGCUUGCCCGCUCUGCCCGGAAAUGUCCCCAUUCAAGUUGGCCCGCAGCCUGCUACUGACAAGAACCCGCCACGUGCCACUUCGGUCCCUUCGGUGCCCGUUAUGAGCUACCAACCGGGGGCGACGCCGACUGGUGAUCAGUAUCUCCCUGGUCAGGUGUUCAAGCAGUCUGGCGACGGCGUAGGUGCUGCUGCUGCUGCUACUCAAACACCAUACCCCGACCCCAAGGAUGACGACGAUUACGGUGCUGCAUCUGUCAAGGCUGAGGCGGAGCCCGCCUCGACUACUCCCACUCAGUCUCCUCCUCCCUCUUCUCCCUCUCCUCCUCCCUCAUCUACCCCAACUCCUUCCCCUCCACCGCCUGUCAUUACUCCCCCACCUACCCCCGUCACUCGCGAGGAGAGCAAUGACGGCGUGAGGACUGAGUACAUCACUAUUGGAAAUCUUGUUCAGAAGAUUAUCUGGGUUGAGGACAUCACAUAUGUCACCCAGUAUGUGGAUGAGGUUAUUGUAACCACAGCAGGGGGUCCAGCUCCUCCUCCAUUAGUCCGCCGACAGCUGCGUCACCUUCAGAAGCACGCCCGCGCUCAGUGA
Messenger RNA from Pyricularia pennisetigena, 1617 nucleotides. RefSeq lists its product as uncharacterized. Lineage: Eukaryota; Fungi; Ascomycota; Sordariomycetes; Magnaporthales; Pyriculariaceae. The transcript is spliced from 4 exons. The record is from RefSeq and is a predicted model, not a curated record. The coding region runs from base 1 to 1617 and encodes 538 amino acids.